GAUUAAGUACGUGUCAAGCAGACUUUGUGACAUACGUAGCGCUUUCCAACAAACAUGAGUCCGCCAUGGUUAUGAUGGGUGCCUAGGAUAGUCUGUCUAGUCCCAAAAUUUAGUUGCUAAACCAUGUUGGCGCCCCUUCUUUGUAAUAGUCCGUCACUAGCAAUAUCCUCCGCAGCCACGGCUUCCUCGCUGUCUCUCCCUUCCGUCAUCCAACCAGGUUCCAUGGCAGCUCCCCUGGAAACAGAGUUUAGCUCUCCAUUGCGUGAACGGUGCUGCUUACCAGCCAAGUCGUCGUCGUCAAUCCAUGCGUACAAGAACUCCAGAAUUCAAACCGCCAUGACGACGCCGCCCACGAUGUUUCCCAGCGUGACUGGUAUCACAGGUCGGGAAAUGAAGUCGCCCUCGCCGAGAUCGGUUUGGUAGAAUAGAAUAUGUCAAUGGGACGAGAAAGAAGUUUGCGAUAGAGUAUUAGUAUUCAUGGCAGAUGUUGGAGGUUUAGAAAUUAGCUCUUGCAUAUUUUGUUCGAUUAGUAUAAACAAAAUCGUAUGAAUCCUCCAUUGGUACA
Messenger RNA from Colletotrichum acutatum, 565 nucleotides. RefSeq lists its product as uncharacterized. The transcript has a single exon. Lineage: Eukaryota; Fungi; Ascomycota; Sordariomycetes; Glomerellales; Glomerellaceae. The coding region runs from base 124 to 423 and encodes 99 amino acids. The record is from RefSeq and is a predicted model, not a curated record.